Schizosaccharomyces japonicus yFS275 is the source of this 1189-nucleotide messenger RNA. Its product is annotated as serine palmitoyl transferase A subunit. Gene Ontology annotation, cellular component: endoplasmic reticulum membrane. Lineage: Eukaryota; Fungi; Ascomycota; Schizosaccharomycetes; Schizosaccharomycetales; Schizosaccharomycetaceae. The record is from RefSeq and is a predicted model, not a curated record. Bases 167 to 454 code for a protein of 95 amino acids. The transcript has a single exon.
GCACAAUUGUAUUUUUUAUGACUUUAUUGCGUGGACGAUCAACUUGUUACUUGGGUCUCACCACCAAGGGUAACAACGCAACGAACAGGAUGAUAUCCUGCGGCUCCUGACCGAAACCAAGUUGCUGAGCACUGUGGUUAGAACAUAAGAAGAAACCCGGUUCAACAUGUCGAAGAAGAUUCAUCCAGAAGAUUACACACCCGUGUACAAGCCGAGACCUAUGAGCUGGUUGAAGCUUCAGUACUACCGCUACCAAGUUACAUAUGGACCAUACUUAUUCACACCUCAGGAGGCUUUCUGCUACAAUGUAUUCAUCAUUGUUAUUCUCUUCCUUACUGGCUGGGCAACGAAGUCAAUUUUGAUGAAGCUUAUUCCCUCUGUUUGGCGUAGCAGCAGAUGGAUUCUCAUGGAACUUACUAAGAAGGGAACGGACUCGGUAGCCGUUGAACUUUGAUGAAACAGUUAAACUGUGCAAUGUUUUUACGAGUUUUAAAAGACUUACUUCCGUUCUCUUGACCCUCAAACGCUCUGCAUAGAACUUGGUCUUAAAAGUCUUUAUUAUGGAGAGUUCGAAGUUAUUCUGUCGAAAAGGAAGCUUUCCCGUGAUCACUACUAGUAAACGCUGCGUCUCCCCUAUUUUUUUUGAGUUUCACGUCUCAUUCUAAUAAUCAGCUUGACUUGAAUGGUACUUGGCUGUUGUUAUACUAUAAGCUACCUGCUUGCAUUUUACUUCAUUUGACGCCAGCUUCUUUUUACUUUUACAUAUGCUCUCUUUUUUCUCUCCCUCUCUCGCUCCCUCUCCCGUACAAACAACAGUUCGCACUAUACGUUUACGCCAUACGUGCAAUUUACAUGUACCUUCGCCCUUCCGAUCGCCUCUCACCGACUUUUGUCGCCUUCCAUAGUGUUGGAAUAAUUUGAAUGAAUUGUGCGAACGUUUUAAACAAAUUCGGUAAUUGAGACUGGGAAAAGCAGUGCAGAUGACAAUCAUAGCGAAAGGAUAGAACACAGAAAGAAACAGAAAAAAGACCGAACAAUGAAGAAACACUUGUUACGAACAGUCAGGUAAAGAAAAUUACAUGACGGAGAAAUACAGAAAAAAACAAGUAAUGCCACCGCAGAAUGUUAUAUCAUAUAGCAGUGUGCUUUCGGCACGCCACUGAUGUGAAAAAUAAAGAGUUAAAAAGAG